AUGACACCACCUUAUGACAUGGCAGAGAUUCAGAUCCGUGCCGAGGGCAUCUUCAAAGUCCUGGAAUUUCGAGAGUGUGCACAGAAGAAAUCUAUGCUUAUCUCCGCUCCACCAGCGAAUAACCCUCCUCCCCCGCCUACGAGGGACGACAAGAGGAAGAGACAGGAAAUGGACCACGCAAAAGAAGGGAAAAGGCCAAGACAGAAUCGAGAAUCACCACGAUACCCCACAUUCGAAUACACCGUCCCUCAGGAAGUCAUUUAUGACGAGAAUAAAGACAGACCUAUCUGGCGUGAGCCGUACAAAAUUACCACUCCUCCCGACAGAAGAGACAAAAACAGGUACUGCCUCUUCCACAAAGAUCAUGGCCAUACAGUCGCCGAAUGCCACAACCUCCACAAUCAGAUCCAGGCCCUCAUGAGAAGUGGAUGGUUAACCCAGUAUAUUAAAGGGACAGGAAGACCCGGCACUUCACAACCCAACCCUGCUUCUGCCCCAGCACCACUAGCAGCAGACUCCCUGCGUACGGCCACAACAAGCUCACAAGAACCUCUCAAGCAAGUCCCCAUGAUACACAGGAUCAUGGAGCUCACUGAGGAACAAGAGCAUGCAGCCAAAAUUCACAAGAGGAUGGAGGAAUGGGUGAAGCGAUACAGAUCACUAGGUCACACCGUCAACCUUGUCACUUCAGAGGACAGAUGUUAUCCAGCCUCUGCUAUCACCUUCACUGAAGACGACUUGCAGGGAGUGCACCUGCCCCAUGACGACCCUCUAGUCAUCUCGCUACAAAUCGACAAUUUCCAGCUGGGAAGAGUUUUAUUCGAUGGGGGCAGUGGGGUUGACAUUCUUUUCUAG
Humulus lupulus (European hop) is the source of this 855-nucleotide messenger RNA. RefSeq lists its product as uncharacterized. Bases 1 to 855 code for a protein of 284 amino acids. NCBI's taxonomy places the organism in Eukaryota, Viridiplantae, Streptophyta, Magnoliopsida, Rosales, Cannabaceae. The record is from RefSeq and is a predicted model, not a curated record. The transcript has a single exon.